UCACUCGGGCCGGCCGCACCGUAAUCGAACCCAAACCCGCUGUCCUUCUCCGCGUCGCCCCCCGACCUGGUUCGCCAUUACACCCUGCCGAGUCCGGAGUCCCUCCCAGCGCCGACUCGCUCUCGCUCUCCCAUCCGAUCUCUCGCCAUGGCCGAGAUCUCCGCCUCUGCUUCCACUUCAGCGUCGACUCCCUCCCAAGACUACCACCCCGCCAUCGACCCCGCCACCUUCGACCUCGUCGUCUCCGGCACCGGCCUCCCCGAAUCCCUCCUCGCAGCCGCCGCAGCAGCCGCCGGAAAAUCCGUCCUCCACCUCGAUCCCAACCCCUUCUACGGGUCUCACUUCGCCUCCAUCCCCCUCCCUUCCUUCUCCUCCCUCCUCUCACCCUCCUAUUCCUCCCCUUCCCCUCACUCAUCCGCCGCCUCCACGCCCUCCUACGACGCGAUCGAUCUCCACCGUCGACCCAUCUACUCCGAGAUCGAGACCUCCGGCUCCCCUCCGGAACCUUCCAGAAGCUUCCUCGUCGACCUCGCGGGGCCCAGGGUGCUCUACUGCGCCGACGCGGCGGUGGAUCUGUUGCUGAGGUCGGGGGCGAGCCACCACGUCGAGUUCAAGAGCGUCGACGCCAGCCUCGUCUACUGGGAGGGCCGGCUCUCUACGGUGCCGGACUCGAGGCAGGCCAUCUUCAAGGACCGGACGCUCAGCCUCGCGGAAAAGAGCCAGAUGAUGAGGUUCUUAAAGCUGGUGCAGGGCCACAUUGCAUCCGAUCGCGGCGGGGCGGCGGACGAGGGGCUCGGCAGAAUCUCAGAAGAGGAUUUGCUGAUCCCCUUUGUGGAGUUCCUCCGGAAGCAGCGGCUUCCGCCGAAGAUUAGAGCGAUUAUAUUGUAUGCAAUCGCCAUGGCAGAUUAUGAUCAAGAAAUUGUAGAGUCAAACAAAUUGGUCACAACAAAAGAGGGCGUCGAGACUAUUGCUCUUUACUCUUCAUCCAUUGGGAGGUUUACUAACUCAGUAGGCGCAUUCCUGUAUCCCAUGUAUGGCCAUGGUGAGCUACCUCAAGCCUUCUGCCGUUGUGCUGCUGUUAAAGGUGCUCUGUAUGUACUGCGUAUGCCAGUGGUUUCCCUUCUUAUUGAUAGGGAAAAGAGUGAGUAUGUAGGGGUCAGAUUGGCAUCUGGUCAGGAUAUAUUUAGCAGUCAGCUGGUAAUGGAACCAUCUUGUCAAGUUCCACCUUCACUCUCACUUUCUGAAGACUUAAAUACAUCAAGUUCUACUGGAAAUGUUGCUAGAGGAGUUUGCAUAACCAGCAGUUCAUUAGAACGGGAUUCAUCAAGCGUUCUGGUGGUUUUCCCUCCUAAAUGUGAGAAUUGCUUCCUAUUUUUCAUUAAUAUUUCCUCACAUACAGGAACAUUUGUUUGUCAACUUUUCCAUCUAAUCAUUAGGGCAUUUUGCUAUAUGCCUGUUAAGUCUAUUGCAUGUGUUUUUGCUGUAGCUUUAUAUUCAGAACAGUUGACAACUAUUCGAGUGCUGCAGUUAAGCAGCAAUGUAGCAGUUUGUCCCCCUGGACUGUUUAUGGUGUAUCUUUCAACACCAUGCAAUGAUGCCAUCAUAGGAAAGGACUAUAUAAAAGCAGCAAUUCAUGCUCUCUUCGCUACUAAUACUCUGGGUAGUUCAGAAGGUAGUGUAGAACCAAAUACCGAAGAUAAGGAAAGCGAAACCAGGCCAACUGUACUAUGGAGCUGUGUAUAUGUUCAGGAGCUUGCACAGGGUUCAUUUGGUCCGGUAUGUUUAUCUACAUUGCCUGAUGAGCAUGUGGACUACAGGAAUAUAAUAGAAUCAACUAAAGAGUUAUUUUCAAAGAUGUAUUCCCAGGCAGAAUUCUUGCCUCAGACCUCAGAGCCAGGAGACAUAGAAGACGAUAAUGGUUCAGCUGAAUGAUACUCCUACAUUAAAAAAGGUAUAGCUGUUAGAAUUUUCUACAAGAAGGGAUGCUCGUAUUUUAUACAAAUGGACCAACAUGAGAAUAGAGGUUCACUCGCUAUGCAAAUUGUACUAUGCUGUAGAAGAUGCUGCUUUGAGUUCUCUAAAGCUGAUAGUCGGCCCUGUGUGUGUAUCCAGCUGGAUUUAUACAACCGGGCCAUUUCUGCUGCAGUAUUUAUACAAAUUAUUCAGUGGAGCAAAUUUGAUUUGAGGCUUUUAGCUAUAGCUGGAAUUUGUAACAUUACAAUUUUCAUAUAUCUUCGAAUUAUUUUUUUUGCUGGUCAAUCGUCAAUUUGCUCGGCUGUGCUUCUACAGUUCUACUUGCCCGGUCUGUGUAAUCCAUAUACUCCUUUUCUUCUAUUGUGUUUCUCCUUGGAAUCAUUGUCGAACUUUCAUA
Molecule: messenger RNA, 2371 nt
Organism: Ananas comosus (pineapple)
Lineage: Eukaryota; Viridiplantae; Streptophyta; Magnoliopsida; Poales; Bromeliaceae
Product: rab escort protein 1
Exons: 8
Coding region: 148-1932 (594 amino acids)
Biological process (GO): intracellular protein transport; protein geranylgeranylation; vesicle-mediated transport
Cellular component (GO): nucleus; cytosol; cytoplasm
Molecular function (GO): GDP-dissociation inhibitor activity
Source: RefSeq, a predicted model, not a curated record